This is a messenger RNA of Megalopta genalis, 795 nucleotides long. NCBI's taxonomy places the organism in Eukaryota, Metazoa, Arthropoda, Insecta, Hymenoptera, Halictidae. The record is from RefSeq and is a predicted model, not a curated record.
UAUCGCUGUCGAGAUAAUUGGUGUUUUAAUUGGGAAGAACCGCGAAUUUAGUGCUAAAAUGGACCGAACGGAUUCAGAAAAUUCUCCUCUACAAGAUGUACUAAAAGACAGAAGUCAACAAUUACUCUUCGACGAAGAACAAAGGCCAAUUCCACGUCGACAUUAUACUAACGCUCGGAGAACACUACAACGUACCCAUGAGCAAGUAUCAGGAAGUUCAGGUGUCAGGAAUACUAGUCGUAGGAAGAUAAUGCAAAUAGCCAGGAUAAUGCAAAUAGGCAGGAUAAUGCAGAUAGGCAGGAUAAUGCAAAUGGAACAAGUGACCGCAACGCAUUCCUGCAUUUUCAUUGGCCCGGUAAGAUCCCGCAGCCGGUCCGGACGGUAAGUUGCGAUAUUCCGGAUGACCGGGAAGCUGUUACUCGGCCGACAGCCUCCGGGGCUUCCCGAUGCGAGAGCCGUGAAAUAAAUUAGUCGAUUCGACGUGAAUAGACGGCGACGUCGAACGCUCAUUAAUGGUCCAUUCGGGGGUGCGGUGUAGGGUGUCGCGCAACUGCAUCGGGCCGCGCAAUGAAGCUUAGGCGGCAAGGCCCAAGAAGCGGGGAGCCGCAACAACAAGUUGCAACCACCUGGCGAGGGUAAUGCCGGCCACCCAGUGGCCUCCAGGUGCUCUGGAAACCCCCUGCCUCGUCCCGCAUGCCUGCUGGUAAUGGCAACGCGGACGCGUCACAGCCCAGCUAGGCCCAGAAACGCCAGGGAACACCAGGGGACAUCGGCAAAGGCCAGUAAACACCAGCG